AGGUACAAAGAUGCUGCUUUGGCCUAUGAGAAUGCCAAGGACUGGGAUAAUGUCAUUCGCAUCUACCUGGACCAUCUAAACAACCCUGAAAAAGCUGUUGCCAUUGUGAAAGAGACACAAUCACUGGAGGGAGCCAAGAUGGUAGCCAGGUUCUUUCUCCGUCUUGGAGAUUAUGGAUCAGCAAUCCAGUUCCUCGUUCUGUCUAAAUGUAACAAUGAAGCAUUCCAGCUUGCCCAGCAACACAACCAGAUGGAAAUCUAUGCCGAUGUUAUAGGAUCUGAGAACACCAGUAAUGAAGAUUAUCAGAGUAUUGCUCUGUACUUUGAGGGGGAAAAGAAACACUUUCAAGCAGGGAAGUUCUUCUUGCUUUGUGGUCAGCAUGCAAGGGCACUGAAACAUUUCCUGAAAUGCUCAUCUGCAGAUGAGAACACAGCUAUAGAAAUGGCCAUCAAGACGGUUGGAGAGGCCAAAGAUGAGCUUUUGACCAAUCAGCUGAUAGACUAUCUGAUGGGGGAGAGUGAUGGUAUGCCUAAGGAUGCACAAUAUUUGUUCCGCUUGUACAUGGCACUAAAUCAAUACCGAGAGGCUGCCCGCACUGCAAUCAUUAUUGCAAGGGAAGAACAGUCUGCAGGUAACUACCGGACUGCACAUGACGUUCUUUUUAGCAUGUAUAUGGAACUGAAAACACAGAAAAUUAAGAUCCCAGCAGAAAUGGCUACAAAUUUAAUGAUACUUCAUAGCUACAUUCUGGUUAAGAUCCAUGUUAAACGUCGAGACCACAUGAAAGGAGCCCGGAUGUUGAUACGUGUAGCUAACAACAUUAGUAAAUUUCCUUCCCACAUAGUCCCGAUCUUGACAUCUACAGUGAUUGAAUGUCAUAGAGCUGGUCUGAAGAACUCUGCCUUCAGUUUUGCUGCAAUGUUGAUGCGACCAGAGUAUCGCAACAAAAUAGACGUCAAAUACAAGAAAAAGAUUGAAGCGAUGGUCAGGCGUCCAGACACCUCUGAGGUGGAAGAAGAGAGCACUGCCUGUCCAUUUUGUGAGUUCAAACUCCCAGAGUGUGACCUUCUCUGCCCUGGCUGCAAGAAUAACCUACCAUACUGUCUAGUCACUGGCCGACACAUGGUGAAAGAUGACUGGUGUAUCUGCCCCUAUUGUGAAUUUCCAGCCCUUUGUUCAGAGUUUAAAAUACUGCUGGAAUCAGAAAGCAUCUGUCCCAUGUGUUCAGAAAGAGUAACAGCCAAUCAGCUAAAGAGGGUGUCUGACUGCUCUGUGUAUCUCAGACAGGAGCAGGAUGAUCAGUAA
Molecule: messenger RNA, 1305 nt
Organism: Staurois parvus
Lineage: Eukaryota; Metazoa; Chordata; Amphibia; Anura; Ranidae
Source: the annotation of a GenBank genome assembly